CUCCCUGUUGAUGUGGCGGCUCUAAGCCACGCCCCCCGUCAACUCGCAACCAACAUGGCGGCGCGCAGGAAAAUGGAGCGAACCAGCAGCGCUAUUUCUGCUGUUUCUGUGUUUAUUUUACUCCAGCUGUUAGUCGGCGGUUGCCUUUCAGCCUCAGUUGGCACCAGCAUGGGAGUGACAAGUAAAGGAGAUCCGGGGAAAAACACAUCUCAAACCAACAAUCAGAAUCUCUUGGUCCAUCUUUCACAAGAGACAAAGAGCCCUACGAAUCCUGUCACCCAUAAUGCCCCAACACCACCAGCAGAGAAGUCUGUCAGUGACCACACAACCACCACUGAAGAAAGGGUUCAGACAGUGAGCAGUAACGCAUUUGAAGUCUUGGAAACCUCUGAAAAUACAAUGGCACAAAAUAUCCCCACGCAAAACGCCAGUGAGAUUGAGUCUAAAGCACAAGGUAAUUCACGCAGCGUCGCACCCGAGAGACCGACCGUUCCGGAAAGCAUUCCAGACUCUGCUAAAGAAUCUUCCACCACCAAAACGUCUAAAACACCUGAACCUUCAACUGAAGCCCCAGACACGCCUGAUGCUAACUCUGAAGCUGGUGACCAGAAAUCACACACCCCACAGGACAACGAAUGGGACAGCGAACAGGACCCCCGGCCGACAGACGUCACAGAACCUGAAAAUUUUCCAGAAAACGAUGAUGAAGGCAAUGAGGAGGAUGAUUACAUCAAAGGGAACGACGAGAGCCAGAAGUCAAAUAGGAUGGAGACUAGCAUCACCUCAAACACUGAAGACGAGGACUCUCAUUUCUUCUUUCAUCUGGUCAUUCUGGCCUUCCUGGUGGCCAUCGUCUACAUCACCUACCACAACAAGAGGAAGAUCUUCCUCCUCGCUCAGAGCCGGCGCUGGAAGGACGGUCUGUGCUCCCGCAAAACUGUGGAGUAUCGCCGCCUGGACCAGAACGUCAACGAGGCCAUGCCCUCCCUCAAGAUGACACGCGACUACGUCUUUUGAUCAAUAAUUAGAGGACCGGCGUGUCCACACAGCACACGGUUGUCUUUCUUUCAUGGCCAGCUGCAUCAAGAUGCUCGAUUGAUGCCUUCUCUGCAGGCCAGUUAUGUUCUUCUGGACUUUGUUUUUGUCUACAUAUUUUUACUCUUUCUGUCAUUAUGCUUUUUAUUGUUUCUAAAUGAAUACUUUUUGGGUUUAAUAUUUUGGUUAAUUAAGGUACUUCAUGAUUGUCAAUCUUGGGAGAGUUUCAGUGUUUUUUCUUCUUGCACACAGUCUUAAUCUCAAUAUGAUGCCCCCUGUAAAAUUAUGUCAUAACUUUUACACAUUAAUAUAUUUCCUAAUAAAUAAUGACGAUAAUAAUAAUUGUUUAUUAAUAUUAGUCUUGUUAGCAGCUAGGUAAGACAUACGCUGAUACAAAGAGUAUUUGUAGUGUCAUAUGAAAUGAGCAUAUGUAAGUGCAGUGAACUUUGUGCACAUCAUAACAACAAAUUAAAAAUGAAUAAUAGCUUUUUGUUUUGAUGUUACUCUUUAUAACGAAUAUAAGGUCCCUGUUGCACAGAAGGGAAUUAUUCAGCACAUGAAGCAUUAAGUUCAGGAAGUUGACUACUUUUCAGGCAAACUAUAUUUAUGCGCUUAAGCCAUUGAAAUUAAGAAAAAUUCUGUUUAUUGUUCAGGUUCUGAUGUGCUGACAGCGUAUGACAGAUGCAUGUAUUGCCAGAGAGUGAUCAUCAGUUUAUGAACUGCUAAUGCAGUACCUCUAUUUCUACUGCCCAGAUUUUGCUAUGCAGGAGUCCUGGGGCUGGCCCUCUUUCUGUUAUGACUUCGGUGAAUGUCAGUCUGUCAAUCAUUCAUGGUCUUUGUUUGUUGUGGCAAGAAAACAACUGUUCCCAUGUGAUCACAGACGUUUAAAAUGUGUAAUUAUACCUUGGUUUGUUCUCUGUUCCUCAUGAAUGUUGCAUGGUCCGUGUGGACUGAGAUUCACAUGAGCAGUGAAGUAAACAACCCACAGACAAGAAGAACUUCCUGUGUGGUUUCAUCACUCGUGAUCCUCCCUGUUUUCUUGAAUUCAUCGCAGCCUGUUGCUGUCUCAUGCCUUUGGUUGAAGUGCUGCAACUUCCAUGUGAGUCCACGUAUUUGUUUUGCGUCUGUCGCCUUCUGCUGGUUGUCUUCAGCUGUCUUGUCUGUACACAUGUUGCACAGUGGGCAGAUAAUGUGAUUUGCACGUAGGUGGAGGUGAUGGAUCGGCUCUGCUCCUGCAAUCAGUACUGGAAAUGGAACAAUCUCUCUUUUUGUCAAUAAAGCACAAAUUGUGUAUCAAA
This is a messenger RNA of Betta splendens (Siamese fighting fish), 2333 nucleotides long. RefSeq names its product chromosome 14 C5orf15 homolog (gene c14h5orf15). NCBI's taxonomy places the organism in Eukaryota, Metazoa, Chordata, Actinopteri, Anabantiformes, Osphronemidae. The transcript is spliced from 3 exons. The record is from RefSeq and is a predicted model, not a curated record. The coding region runs from base 55 to 1017 and encodes 320 amino acids.